GCCGAGUACUCAACGGCACCUUAUAUCCUGCAAACAAGGGAAAUUCGUAUCUCGACUUAUCCACCAUCUACGGAGAUAACGAUGACACAAAUGGAAAACUUCGGGAUGGCCCCUAUCUCCGUCUCAUAGACCGCCCAGGGAAUGGCGGCGCCUACAACAAAGGGCUCAAGAACAUCACCGUCCGUCAAGUUCCUCCAAGUUUUAGCGAGACCAGCUUAGUGGCUGAUUUAACGCCACCUGCUAUAGACGCUAAUGAAGCGUUGGUCAGCGGUGAUUUACGUUGUUCCGAGAAUAUUCAACUAUGCUUGAUACACACGAUCUGGAUUCGCGAACACAAUUAUUGGGUGGACCAAUUGAAAACCCGUCCGGAAUUAAAGAACAACAACGAAAGUCUAUUUCAACAAGCGAGACGUAUCGUAAUUGCCGAAUACCAACGCGUCGUAUAUGAAGAAUAUUUACCUGCCGUGCUAGGUUUCAACAUGCCAUCAUACACUGGAUACGAUGAGACGGUGUAUGCUGACACUUCAACACAUUUUGCCGGCGCGGCGUUUCGAUACGGCCAUUCGAUUGUUCGACCCUAUGACUUGAUUGACGGGUGCACCGGGAAGUCGAUCGUGGUGCACCCGGACUUUCAGUUUCCCGACUCGCAUCCUAACAGGUUUUAUUUUGUGGGCAAGACAGUGGGAUUUCCUGAAAAUGGGAACCCGCAGAAUUUCACGAAACAGCAAUUAGAUUAUACGCCCAUACUGAUGCUGUCAUUGGCAUCGGGGACACACGGUGACGGGGUAGACAAUGUGUUAUUGAGUAUGCUUAGAGGGACGGCAGCGGAGUUUGACUUGAUGGUGACGAGUUCGUUGCGAAAUAUUCCAGGAGUGUCUGAUAUGGUUUCUAUUGAUAUCGGAAGAGGUCGCCUACUGGGUCUGCUAGACUACAACUCCUAUCGAGCUGUCUAUCAUCCUGCUGGAGACAUCUAUGCCAAUUCCCAAUGCGACAUUUCGGCUCCCGUAGAUCCACUCGCGUGUUUUCAACUUAUCACCUCCAAUACGACGAUCGCUCAACACCUCCAAACUAUCUAUGGAAAGGUGAAUCGAAUUGACGCCAUUAUUGGGAUGUUUGCAGAGUCAAAAUCGGCGCCCACCCAACCAUUACCACCGACCAUUUCGAACAUACUGAAGGACGAGUUCAAUAGGAAGCGUGCGGCCGACCGAUUCUG
Acaulospora colombiana is the source of this 1213-nucleotide messenger RNA. The record is from the annotation of a GenBank genome assembly. NCBI's taxonomy places the organism in Eukaryota, Fungi, Glomeromycota, Glomeromycetes, Diversisporales, Acaulosporaceae.